This is a messenger RNA of Urocitellus parryii (Arctic ground squirrel), 1000 nucleotides long. It is a transcript of the gene Cdk2ap1, whose product is annotated as cyclin dependent kinase 2 associated protein 1. Lineage: Eukaryota; Metazoa; Chordata; Mammalia; Rodentia; Sciuridae. The record is from RefSeq and is a predicted model, not a curated record. Gene Ontology annotation, cellular component: cytoplasm; nucleus.
CGCCGCCCUCGCGGCCUGGCCCGGCUGCGCCCGGCGCGCCCGCCGCCCGGGGGGAUGUCGUACAAGCCGAACUUGGCCGCGCACAUGCCCGCCGCCGCCCUCAACGCCGCUGGAAGUGUCCACUCGCCUUCCACCAGCAUGGCAGCAUCCUCCCAGUACCGCCAGCUGCUGAGUGACUAUGGGCCACCAUCGCUGGGCUACACCCAGGGAACUGGGAAUAGCCAGGUGCCCCAGAGCAAGUAUGCGGAACUGCUGGCCAUCAUCGAAGAGCUGGGGAAGGAGAUAAGACCCACCUAUGCAGGGAGCAAGAGUGCCAUGGAGAGACUAAAACGAGGCAUCAUUCACGCACGAGGACUGGUUCGGGAGUGCUUGGCUGAAACGGAACGGAAUGCCAGGUCCUAGCCUCCCCKCCAGCUUGGGAGUUCCUGGCUCUCUACAGCUCAUCUCCCCUGUUCAGAUGAAAUACUCAUUUUCAAAAUGGUAACAGUUUAGUUUUUUCUCCCAAGGUUCACAGUCUCAAAAUAUUGGGAAAAGAUUUCGAGGUUAAUUAGGAUUUGCAUUUUAAGUAGUUAGGAACAACCCAGGUUGUUYUUGUUUUUGUUUUUUAAGAUGCAUGUGAAGUUAUUUUACAGCAAACUGUUAUUUGGCUCCAAGAUACCAGUGUCUCCCUYUAAUCUUUUGAAUACUUUAUGUCACCCAAAUUGUUAUUUGUACCUUUUCAUAAGCUCAUUUKAUCCCAAGGACUUUGUUUUAAUGCAUCCUGACCACCUGCUUCACUUAGCUGGUCCCAUGUGCCAUACAGUGUAGAUUCUGCUUACUGGCACUUCUUUUUUGCUUAAGCAUUUGCAUGACUMUUAGUGCUUUGAAGUCAAUUUUAAGAGUGCACAAGUUAUAAAUACAGAAGAAAGAGCAACCUACCAAAUCUAAUAAGGACCCCGAAAAUUUUCAURCUAAGACUGUAUGUAGAUUUCAGUUUGUGUUUACUGUAAGUUGAUCAAAA